This is a messenger RNA of Eruca vesicaria subsp. sativa (arugula), 702 nucleotides long. NCBI's taxonomy places the organism in Eukaryota, Viridiplantae, Streptophyta, Magnoliopsida, Brassicales, Brassicaceae. The record is from the annotation of a GenBank genome assembly.
AUGGAUCCUAACUCUCUACAAACACUUGAUUCUAUGAAAAGCGAAAACCAGUAUGAUCCAGAUUCGUUGUUCGACAUGCUGGAAAAGUUGCCUCCGCUAGAUUCUCUGCUAGAUACUGAAGAUCUGAAACAAGAUGCAGGGCUUCAUUUCCAGUAUCAGUACAGUGGUUUCGGAGAUUUCUUCGAAAACAUUGAAGCAAAUAACAUAAUAUCAUCUGAUAUUCUCAUGUUGACUCAGGAACCCUACUUCGCCAGUGACACCUCUUCAUCAUUGGCUGUCCAAAACAACGACCAUCUCAAUUCCAACGAGAGACGCGAAACGAGAACUCCACAGAAGUGGAACACUAGGACAAAAAGACGACAAGACAAGUUAGAGUUGUCCGAGAUCAAAAAGUACUUUGAUAGACCAAUCAUUAAAGCAGCAAAAGAACUUAACGUUGGGCUUACGGUGUUGAAGAAACGUUGCAGAGAACUUGAAAUUUAUCGGUGGCCUCACCGGAAGCUCAAGAGUCUUAACUCUCUCAUUUGCAAUCUUAAGGGUGUUGGAAUGGACGAAGAAGUGAGGAAUUUGGAGGAACAUAGGGUUCUUAUUGAGCAAGUACCUGAUGUUGAGCUAACGGAUGGGACAAAGAAGCUUAGGCAAGCUUGUUUCAAAGCUAAGUACAAGAAAAAGAAAUCACUUGCCAACGAUCGUUACUAUUAA